Molecule: messenger RNA, 1299 nt
Organism: Sarcophilus harrisii (Tasmanian devil)
Lineage: Eukaryota; Metazoa; Chordata; Mammalia; Dasyuromorphia; Dasyuridae
Product: transcriptional regulator ATRX-like
Exons: 5
Coding region: 227-1093 (288 amino acids)
Source: RefSeq, a predicted model, not a curated record
CUUGUUUUAAGUAUAAACAUAGAUUUUAAAUUUUCCUUAGGAAAGAACAUAUGGACUGUGAUGAUGGACAGAUGGUACAUGAAUCUAUCAGUCCAUUUCAUUCAGAUGAAAAUUCAGAUAUUCUUGUGACAAAAAGCGUCUCAGAAGGUAAUGUGGUUGUACAACCAGAACCAAAGGAGUAAGAAAAAGAUGAUUUCCAAGAGCCCGAAGUAGACACAAAAGUAGAAUGAGAACUAAAAAUUCCAAAAGACAUGUUGGGGAAAGACUUCAUGAGAUCGUGUGUUGUACUGCUUGUGGUCAACAAGUGAACCAUUAUGAGGAUUCAGUGUAUAGACAUCCUGCACUGAAUGUUCUUAUUUGUAAGAGCUGCUACAUAUAUACGAGUGAUGACAUAAGGCAUGAUUCUACUAGACCUCAUAGGCACUGCAGAUGGUGUGCAGAAGGUGGAGAUUUAAUUUUUUGGGAUUUCUGCCAUAAUGCUUUUUGUAAAAAAUGCAUUUGGCGCAAUCUAGGGAAAAAUGAGAUGGCAAAAGUGAUGGAUAAGAACACUAAGUGGAGUUGUUCCGUUUGUCAGCUGGAGCCUUUAUUGGAUUUGGUUGCCAUAUGCGACUGUGUAUUUGAGAAUUUAGCACACUUAGAUCAGCAGUCUAAAAAGAAAAAGUUAGUAAGUGAAAAGAGUGAUAACACAUGUGACCAUUCAGAGAAAUUAAAACAUGGAAGUUGCAAUGAAGAGACACAUCAGGUGUAUAAUCCUUCCUCUGAUGCUGAACCACCCCCUUUUCCCAUAUCACUGAUUCCAAAAGCCUUGGUUGAGAAGACAAAAGCAUUGGUUAAGAACGUGAGAGAAACAAACACUACUUUUCUGAAACAUUUUCAACAAACAUUCCAUUGCUCAGAACUUAGCGAAAGUGAGAGGGACUGUCAGUGUGAAAUUAUGAAAUAUAUGGUAAUGGAGAUAUGUAAUGCUCAGGAGGCCUUGGAAGAUUUUCUGAGUAAUGAAGUAAUUAAAUUGGUUAGAGAGAUGGAAGAAAAUAAUAAAGAGAAAAUGAGAAUGUUUAAAAACAUACUAAAACUCACAAGAUUUCUUUGUUAGGACUGGGUAAGAAAUAUUUCCUUGUUCAUAGCUACAAUGUGAGGGCACCCGCUCCGUCCAACCAGAUUUGUUAUGUUUGGGUACGUGACCCUCUGUUUGCUUUCUGUAUGCCUCCUCUUGUUAAUUGCCAGUCUGCCCUGGUGGGGGGAGAUGCACAGUUCUCCUGAGAUGUGAUCAAAUAAAGGCUUCUGUUUUCUACUUUGAAA